Molecule: messenger RNA, 1860 nt
Organism: Gymnodraco acuticeps
Lineage: Eukaryota; Metazoa; Chordata; Actinopteri; Perciformes; Bathydraconidae
Product: homeobox protein Mohawk-like
Exons: 6
Coding region: 107-1369 (420 amino acids)
Biological process (GO): regulation of transcription by RNA polymerase II; muscle organ development; cell development
Cellular component (GO): nucleus
Molecular function (GO): DNA-binding transcription factor activity, RNA polymerase II-specific; RNA polymerase II cis-regulatory region sequence-specific DNA binding
Source: RefSeq, a predicted model, not a curated record
UGCUCAGUCCCUGCUCCUGUGGGGACAGAAAUACUUUUUUUAUUAUCUUUACACUUUUGGGUGUAUUCAGAAUGAAAACCAGCUGUUUCUAUCUAGAAGUCCUGAGAUGCACCUGUUGAUCGAGGAGAACUUUACGUGUUUGAUAAUGAGCAAAAUUGCUGAGAUGAAGUGUGACACUCUUCUUUUUGAGGACGACAUUAAGGCAGAGGAGAGGAGCAGACUGAGCUGUGUGGAUUUGCCUCAGAGCAGUUUACCAGACGGGCAGAGCGCAGACCUGCUGAGGUGCCAGGAGACCAACGGGGACAUUUCUCCCAUCAGAAGACACGGGUCUCGUUUGGGUGGGGUCAAAGUUCGCCACAAGAGACAGGUGCUGCAGGACAUGGCCCGGCCGCUCAAACAUUGGCUGUACAAACACCGGGACAACCCUUACCCCACCAAGACGGAGAAGGUCCUGCUGGCUCUGGGCUCUCACAUGACUCUAGUACAGGUUUCCAACUGGUUCGCAAACGCCCGGCGGAGGCUGAAGAACACAGUGAGACAGCCAGACCUGAGCUGGGCCCUGAGGAUCAAACUGUACAAUAAAUACAUCCAGGGAAACGCUGAGAGACUGAGCGUGUGCAGCGAUAACUCAGAAUCAGACGAUGAACACUGUCCCUUACAAACUCCCAUCGGCCAAUCAGACUUUGGCAUGUCCCACAAGAGUGCGCUCGAGAAGCAGGGCGGCGUCCUCGCCAUGGCGGACUCUGCCAACAGUGACGACAGCGCUUCACCUCCAUCCAAGUACAAGAGCAGUUUGCUGAACCGCUACCUGAACGACACCCUGAGACACAUGAUGGCGGGGGAGGCCAAUGGCGUCGCUCCGGCCCGCAAGAGGAGGAGCCACUCCGAGUCGUUCAGCUCCAACGACUGCGAUCGAGAUGUUGUCUCUCCGGCGUCAUCGUACGAAACGGAGGCCAACUUCGUCUACCACAUGGGUGAGAGAUCUCAGUGUUUGUCACUGUUCAAGAACAUAUUACAAGACACAAUGGACUAUACGUCAACUAAAUGUGACAGGGAGCAGCAGCAGGGCCGAGGUCAGCAUAGUCGAGGUGAUCAGGACUGGAGGGAGAUUCACGCCGCCGUGGCUCUUACCAACCUGGCCCAGGGGCAGAGCAGCUUGACAGGGCCCAAAGCUGGUACAGAGCAGAGCAGCACACGAGGUCCCACCUUGGUUACCAGUAUCCUGGACAGGAUACGUGUCACAGGACCCAACGCGGCUCUGAGGCAGAGCUGCACCACGGGGCCCACUCUCACCAGCCGCAUCAUCCAGAAGUCCUCCCAUAUCUCUGAAGUCCAGACUGUUAAUGUGGCCCUGGCAAACAGCAUGUAGGCAUUUCAUGAAAGCAUCUGGUCAAUUGUUCCAUAGAGGAAUACCAGAUGCUUAAGUGCUGAGCAAUAUCUGUACAGCCUCUGUUCUUUUGUAAAGCUGAUAAACUUUGACAUUUUCAAUCAUUUCUACAUUGUAAAAGGGAAAAACUGACCUAAUGCAGUUGAGUAUUUUCUACUUUUUUGCCAUGUUUCUAAUGACUUCCUAUUGCCGUCUGUUGCAGUAAGUUAUAUUAACUUUUUAAUCAUUUGUUAUUAUUUACAUUGCUUCUGUGUUUCCGUUCUGUGUGAUGGGGGUGAGUGUGUGACUAUAACACGAAAUGCCGUGAGACUGGGUUGGAUAGUCACAUUUGUUGAGAUACAAGUCAGUAAAUCAGCUUUUUUAGCCAACAGCUUAAAGGUGGGGUAGGUCAUUUUGGAGAAACCAGCUCGAGUGCGCUAGAAUUUGAAAAUACACAGCCGGAAAAAAUCUGCCACUUCCUUACAGAGCCCCUC